ACCGGGCCACCAGGCGGAGCAGCAGGCACCGGGCCACCAGGCAGGGCAGCAGGCUCCGGGCCACCAUGCAGGGCAGCAGGCUCUGGACCACCAGGCAGGGCGGCAGGCACCGGGCCACCAGGCGGAGCGGCAGGCACCGGGCCACCAGGCAGAGCGGCAGGCACCGGCCCCCAGGCGGAGCGGCAGGCACCGAGUCAUCUGGCAAGACCGCAGGCACCGAGUCAUCUGGCAAGACCGCGGGCACCGAGUCAUCUGGCAAGACCACGGGCCCUGAGUCAACUGGCACGACAGCGGGCACCGGGUCAUCAGGUACCGGAUCGUCUGGCUCGACGGCGGGCACCGGGUCAUCUGGCUCGACAGCGGGCAUCGGGUCACCAGGUACGACAGCGGGCACCGGGUCAUCAGACAUUGGAUCGUCUGGCACGACAGUGGGCCAGGCACUGGAUCGUCUGGCUCGACAGCGGGCAUCGGGUCACCAGGCAUCAGGUCAUCUGGCUCGACAGCGGGCACCGAGUCAUCUGGCAAGGCAGUGGGCACCAAGUCACCAGGCA
This is a messenger RNA of Staurois parvus, 551 nucleotides long. The record is from the annotation of a GenBank genome assembly. Lineage: Eukaryota; Metazoa; Chordata; Amphibia; Anura; Ranidae.